Molecule: messenger RNA, 1200 nt
Organism: Spodoptera littoralis (African cotton leafworm)
Lineage: Eukaryota; Metazoa; Arthropoda; Insecta; Lepidoptera; Noctuidae
Source: the annotation of a GenBank genome assembly
AUGGAUGCUGCUGAUCGUCUUCUAAACAAUGAGAGACUGGGGGCACAUAAUUUAGAAGAGGAUCAAUUAUUGAAGAAGUCACAGCCUGGAGUGAAGAGUGACUUAGUAAAUGAGUGUAAAGUAUUUAUUAAGGCAGAGGAUGGCAGUGGAGAUGGACAAGUGAAUACUUUUGCAGCUAUGAUACCAAAACAGUCAGUUUCAGAUACACCUAAUUUUGCCACUUCAACACCAGACCCAAAAAAGGAAACCCCAUCUGAUGAUCAUGUUAUUGUUGAUUCUAAUCCGGAAUGUGAUAUGGAGGAUGGUAUAUCUGAAUUGCCGACAGAUGAUGGUCUUCCAAGCACAGUGACCGUGCUGGAUGCUCCUGAUGGUGGGAAAGUGUAUUUAGUGGGUACUGCACACUUCAGUAUACAAUCUCAAGAGGAUGUAUCCAGGGUAAUACAAGAAGUAAACCCACACAUUGUGAUGGUAGAAUUAUGUGAACAGAGAACUAAUAUUUUGUUAUUAGAUGAAGAAGUUAUACUUAGGGAAGCUAAGAACAUUAACAUUAAAAAGAUAAGAGCGACAAUGGCUCAGAAUGGCGUAUUCAACGGACUUAUGUACAUAUUGUUGUUAAACAUGUCCGCCCAUAUCACUAGGGAGUUGGGUAUGGCUCCCGGUGGAGAAUUCAGGCGUGCAAUGGCUGAGGCUAAGAAAGUUCCAGGUUGCAUUGUACAGCUAGGUGACAGGGCAAUAGAUGUCACUCUGCACCGAGCUAUUGCUUCCCUGUCUUGGGGACAGACCAUAAGGUUCAUCUGGCAUUUGCUCACGUCAAACCAGACUAUAAGUCUGGAAGAAGUAGAAAAAUGUAAACAGAAGAAAAUGUUAGAAGACAUGUUGGAGGAGAUGGCUGAGGAGUUCCCAGCAUUGAAGAGAGUGUUUGUGGUAGAGAGAGACAUGUAUCUCUGUCAUUCCCUGCAAGUAGCUGCUUUGCAACCGCGUCGUGAGCCUUGCCGCAUUGUGGGCGUGGUCGGUAUCGGCCAUGUAGCAGGCAUCGUGGAACAUUGGGGCAAAAUUAAACCUCAAGACAUUCCUCCACUACUCCAGGUGCCGCCGCCGUCUCUGUCUACGCGUGUGAUUCGCGUCACUGUACGCGUGGCGUGCAUAGGCGCUCUGAUCUACGCUGGUUAUAAGCUCAGACCUCGACGCUGGUUCCCUUGA